Molecule: messenger RNA, 768 nt
Organism: Aspergillus japonicus CBS 114.51
Lineage: Eukaryota; Fungi; Ascomycota; Eurotiomycetes; Eurotiales; Aspergillaceae
Product: Zn(II)2Cys6 transcription factor domain-containing protein
Exons: 3
Coding region: 81-707 (208 amino acids)
Biological process (GO): regulation of DNA-templated transcription
Molecular function (GO): DNA-binding transcription factor activity, RNA polymerase II-specific; zinc ion binding
Source: RefSeq, a predicted model, not a curated record
GUGCACAACUUGAAGGACUAUUGUAUAAGAUAGCAAUUACUGGAGCAUGGAAACCUGAUGCUCUAGGACAAUGGUAGACUAUGCAGGCCACAGACUACAAUCGUCAACAGACCUACCCCUUUCCAGCUUGCGACUCUUGUCAUGCGCGGAAGGUUCGGUGCAAUCGAGGACUACCAUGUAGCAAUUGCCUUGAUCAGGGUCUUUCUUGCCAAAGACAACGAACUCGGCGACGCCUGCCAAAAAGAAUUUUGAAGCCUAAAGUUCAGACUACGAGUCCAGCGACAACCACCGUUCAGGCACUCGCUCCUAGCCGAGUUGAGCCGGUCGCAUUGACUGAGACUGAAAUUCCCAUUGAACGGUCUGGCUUACAGCAAGAAUCAAGGAUCCAUUCCGGAGAAAUCGAAACAAGCAAUACACCUGCAAUCAGGUUAGAGGCAAAGCCUAGGAGCACUGAUCAGCGAGUACCAGUUGGCUGUGACUUGGCUGCCUGGGUGCCACUAAACAGAUCCAUCGAGACUCACUUUAUGAUUCCGGGCCACAUGGGCCAUUUCGAGCACGGCUUGGUCUGCAAAGCGCAGGAAGUGUUACGUUCGGCUUUGGUUCGUGUAACUCAUGCCCCUCAAGGGUCAAGUACAACCCUCCAGGACGAACGAGGUGUGCCUCUGGAAUUUCUGACAUGGAUGUUACAAGGUAAGAGGCGUCCUUGACACCAUGUUGAAAAGAAAAGGCCAUGUGCGCUGGAGCUAAUACGGCUUUGCUCGGUUGAAC